CUGUAUUUAUGUAUUGGCUUUUCCCCCCGUUUCCAUUCUAUGACGUGAGAUUCCUACCGAAUUCAAUCUGAUCGCUGUUGUCGGGCGUAGGGAAGGGAGUUCGAGGCUUCUCGGGAGAGUGUUUUGUUUUUCUUUUUUUCUGGGGGGGAUCCCGUCUCCUUCAUCCGUUGUUCCGUCUUGUCGAGCCUGUGAUUGAGAUGGCGAUGGAGUGGGAACCAGUGAGUGACGCGUUUCUCCCUUUCUUUUUGAAAGUCUGAACUCUUUUCAUCGCAGUGCUGCUGUCGUUUUAGACAGCGAAUUCUCGCCAACCUCGAUCCGUCUCGUGGACUCCUAAUUGGAAGUCGAGAGCUAUUGUGAAAAUUAUGCCCGAUUGAAAUGCGGCUCUUGCCGCGAUGAUACCAUCUAUUAUUUUCAAGUUAUAAAUUAUUCAUUAACGAUUUUUUUUUCUCUCUCUUCCUUCCGGUCCAGUUGACUCCACAGUAGACAACAUUUAAAAGACCCUCAGACGAUAGAAUCACAAUAUUUACUCAGCGACUGACUUUCCUUCUAUUUAUACGCUGGCAACACCAUCGAUUGUGGGGUGUGAGUGAUCUUUCGAUUGUCAAAACGUUGAGAGUAUUGCCAUCUUUGAAUAGAAAACCAUGAGCUUUCAGCGCAAACCUUUCGAUUGGUGUGUGUGCGUGUGUGACGUUCCCACUGCCCUGGACCUUGGCAACAGUCGGAACUCGUGACUCUUUGCCUGAGCUUUGCUUCAAGUUACUCUGUCAGAGCAAUAACAUCAGAUAUACUGUAUGUAGCUUUUUGCCCCCUCUGGUAAACAAUCUUUCGUCCGACUUAAACUACAAUCUCUUUUUUUGCACAUAACGACUGUCACGGUGGAAACCUCUCUCUAGCACGUGCAGUUUUCUUUUUUUUCCUCGCUCCAGCUCAUCUUUUCCCCCCGUGGUGAAUGUCCACGGUAAAUGAAACUAACUUUUUCUGACGUCCUUGGUGGGUACGGCAAGCUCAAGGCAGCGAUACAGCGAAUAAUUGUUUUAAAAACCGGGCCUAAGUAUACAUAUGUGUGUGUGCCAUGAUUGGUUCUCCUUGGGGUUGAGGCCGACUUGUGUCAGUUUCUAAAAGUCUGUAAAACACAGCCCAUCUCUAAAAUGUCGAGUGCGAUGAAGUUGAUUUUGUCGCCGGCGGCUAGGAAUAAGAUUAAAAACACUCGAUUAGGGCAAUCGUUGACUGGCGUUAAUCUCACAUGACUGCGUGACUGCGGCCAGCUACUUUGUGUGUGGCUCGAUUGGGCCCACGGCUACACAACGUCAUCGAGUUCACAAAAGGCGGACCAGUUGAGAGAGGAGAGCAUUGUCAGCGUAGAAUUUGACUUUGAAGCUUUGUAAUCAAACUGUUCUCUAUAAUGAUAUAGAAGGUGAUUUCGUUUCGUUGCCUUUUGAGAUUGCAAUUACAGAUGUGAGUCGUGUAGCAUUUAAGUCGAUAGCUAGAUGUUAUUUCUCUCUCAUGUGUUUGCUUUUUGUUUUUGCAACAUGUUUCUUCUGCAGCGCUGAGCUCGUCAAAGAAUGCAAUAUCUGUCGUUUUUUGAAAGAUGGCUACUUUUUCAUUUCUACGCCGUUACCCUUCGAUUUCAGUGUUCUUGAAGAUGUGUGCAAUUUUAGUCGCCAGAUAUUGGAAUCCUUGGUUCGUUUUGUAUUCAAAAUGACGACGACGACACGAGGAGGGGUACAGCGGCAGCGGCAGCGGCUCGAUACUUGUAGCAAAGCGUAAACACGAGCCGAGUAAUGUAUUCCACUAGUUCCCCUUUAGCGCAGUGUGCUCUCGCCUUCAGCGCUGGGUUGUGUGCCGGGCCGGCUUGCAACAUGGUAACAGAAGGUUCUCGGCAAGGUUCAAAGUCGUAACACUGACUAGUUUCCCCCUGGUGUGUGACAAAGUAAGUCGAAGAAGUUGCGCUCGCUUCCGACCACUUUCAAGUUGCUUUUGAAAUACUUUUCGAACCUUGGCUCUCUCUCUCUCUCUCUCUCGGCAACUAGAACUAGUAGUAGUAGAUUAACUCUACUCGAAGAAUCGCAUGCUGCUGCGACACUGGGACAGAAUUUCAAUCAGCUUUCCAUUGUUCGUCUCCCGUCUUCCUGGGAAAGAAUUUGGGCGACAAUGUCGGAAAAUGAGGAGGAAUUGACGGUGGAUGAUGGGCACCCCGUGUCCGCUUUUCAACUGCAUCGCGAAAGUAGUUACAAGAAAAGGGAAGUGUACGAAAAGCUCGUAGCUUCCAAAAAGACGACCGUCGUUGAUGGAGCCUCGUCGAGUUCCAUAAUGGCACAAUCAGUGGGCAAUCCUGGGCCCACGUCGUCGUCAUCUUCUUUGCAAGCGUCGCUCGUCUCUCGGCCGUCACGCCAGUCUGCGGCCAAACGUGAAAGCAAUUCUUCUAUGACGUCCGCGAUGUUGAGUUUGAAUGGGCCGCCGUCUUCAUUCGCUUCCAAUCUGCCCGACUGUAAACCGUAUUCGCUGCUGCUGGGCGAGAAUAUUCUCGUUGAAUGUUCCCUCCUGAAAAGAUACCUGUUAUUACUGAAAGAUGCCCUGUCAAAACCCGACUUGUCUGUUGUCGAAUUGCAAACCCUUACCCACGAUGUCAGGAAAGCCAGAGAAGUCUUGGUGGAAAAGGUUGCAGUACCUCUCAACGAUUUUCAGAGGGAAUUGCAGGAGCAAAUUUCUCAUGAACACAUUCACUCGGCAAUUGCGGGUCCUCCUGUCCAUUCGUUUCAUGAGCUUAGAAAUAGUUUGCUGCUCCCGCCGACUCCCACGGCCACGCAUCCAUAUCCUUCUCAUCUCUACAUGUAUCCCGGCUCUGAGCAGCUAACGGACAGGAGAAAUCCGCUAAGUAUUACCGAUCAGAGCUGCGUUCCCUAUAAUGCGCAACCUGCGCAUUGAAAUGAAUUUCUUUUUUUUUGCUUAUUAUUCAAAUGUUCAAAAAAAAAGUUGAAAUCUUCUUUUUCAUGUCUCACUGCCAUACUGCUCCAUUUCAAGCGUAUAUGUGUCGUCUGAAUUCUUUUAUAAGUUGCCGCGCUCUAUUGAUUAAAGUAUUGUUAGGGCGGGUCUUUUUCUUGUGAAAUAUCCCGUAAGAAAAUGUAGAACAGGCGGGAUCUAAAAAAUUUUUGCGUGGUUAAUUC
This is a messenger RNA of Daphnia pulicaria, 3164 nucleotides long. RefSeq lists its product as uncharacterized. The coding region runs from base 2152 to 2925 and encodes 257 amino acids. The transcript has 2 exons. NCBI's taxonomy places the organism in Eukaryota, Metazoa, Arthropoda, Branchiopoda, Diplostraca, Daphniidae. The record is from RefSeq and is a predicted model, not a curated record.